This is a messenger RNA of Aphanomyces invadans, 6702 nucleotides long. RefSeq lists its product as hypothetical. The record is from RefSeq and is a predicted model, not a curated record. Gene Ontology annotation, cellular component: endosome membrane. The transcript is spliced from 3 exons. The coding region runs from base 1 to 6702 and encodes 2233 amino acids. NCBI's taxonomy places the organism in Eukaryota, Oomycota, Saprolegniomycetes, Saprolegniales, Verrucalvaceae. Gene Ontology annotation, biological process: endosome organization; receptor-mediated endocytosis; regulation of early endosome to late endosome transport.
AUGUCGUCGACGCUGGAGAUCAAUGGUGAUGAGCCAACGUCUUUGCCUGUAGACGAGGUCGAGCAUGUCGAGGCACCUCCUGCUGUCAGCGCAACUUCGCACCAUGAAUCCGACGAAGAGUACGAAGAAGAAUCCGACGACGACGAUGAUGACGACAGCGCCCCAUCGUCCUCCGUGCCUGCCGCAUCGACGCUGGACGUGACAGAAGACGAAGUUGUCGUCGCGCCAUCGACGUUGCUGCUCCGUCAGCGAUCGCAUUUGCAGUCGACCGACGCCGAUGUUGAAGAAACGCUCGAAGAGUACUUGACGUACGGCGGCGCCCAUCCCGAUGUAGUCAAGUUGCACACGGGGUACGUCCCAUGGACAGAAUCCGUGUUGAAGGAGUACGAAGAAAACACGGACAAGGGACUCGUGGACACUGACGUCCCAGCGAACCGUUUGUCUGGGGUCAUUUACGCGCAGAGGUUCUGGGUCACACUGGCCGGUUGGGGACUUGGCUUUGGGUCGAAACCCAAGCUGCUCGUCCUGAGUCCAUUGAACCUGUUCGCGCUGGAUCCAUCGAAUGAACAAACUACUGACACAUGGGCAUACUCGGACAUCAGCGAAGUGAUUGCGACGGACGCUUUAUCGUUCACGAUCGUCACCAAGACGACGAAUGCGCGGUCGACGUACAUUUGCAAGGACAAGGAGACUCGCAACCAGUUCUUAUCAUCGUACUACCAACUGUACUACCGCGACCGACCGAACGACAAAGAGCAAGCGGCAACCCUGUUCCAGACACCGACGUAUGUGAUGAAGAAGCGCAGCAAGACCAAGGGCUCUGCCGCGAGCCCUGUAGACACGCUCGUGUUGCUGGAAGUGCGGCGCGCGUCACUUGACCGAUUGGACCCCAAGACGAAGAAACCCAUCGCGUCGGUGUCGUUGACCAGCAUCUUGAAGGUCCAAAAGCUACAGAACGAACCGCACGGGUUGGUGCUGUACUUUCAGCAGGACAAGAGCAACAUCACGGCGACCCGGUACACGUGCGAGGAGCGUGAGGCAUUCAUCGGAGUCGUGAUCAAUAACCUCCGGACGAUCGUGAAGGAGCCGCUUCUCGUCCAGGAAGUGCCGGACGCGGCCGAGUACGAAUCGCUCGUGUACCCGUUGAGUGAGCCCGUGUCGGUGUUGUUUGAGAUUCCCGUGCUUCGACGCAGCAAGCUCGCCAGCGCCCGCGACAAGAAAGCAAUCAUGUUGGCGCUGACCCGGUCCGGCAUUUUGGAGCGCGAUCGUGCCACGCAUCGCACCCUCGCGCGGUUUUCACUCUCGGACGUCUUCAACAUUGUGUUGUCGCCCGAUGAACCGGAGAAGUUUUCGAUCGAACUCAAGAACGGCCGCACGAGGCGCUACACGUGCGUGUCAACGGCGGCGGCGGUGCGCAGCCCGCACGUUGGCCUUGGCCUCGAACAAGUGACAGACCAACGCGUGAAGGAGCUCCAAGCGGCCGUGAUGGACCCGUCGUUUACGUCCCAUCCGUCGUUUGCCACGGCGGGGUCGACAACGUUGCUGACGCCGACCGCGAGCCGCAACUUGUUUGUGACCAACUUGUUUGAAGUGUUUUCGAAGAACAAGAAGCACGUGUCAUGGUCGACGGAAGAAACUCCGCUCGGAUGCAAAGUCGGCGGGUGGAGCAGCGACUGCAACGCCGAGUGGGAAGAAGCGUUGCUCAAGAAAUUGCUCGUGACGUGGAAGAGCUCGCACGACAACCAGUUGUACUUUGACCAGUUGUUCCGGUUCCUCGAGCAAUUCAACAAGAACGUCGCGGUCGGCACCGUCUCGUCCAAAUACGUGACCAAGCCCCUGGCGUGCCUCUUCAAGAUCGUCGACCAGAUGCGGGAAUACAUCAGCUUGAAAAUCAAGGACCCGUCGAGCAACUCCCAUGCCGCGAUUCCGUCGCCGCAACUCCAAGUCGCGCUCCUGCUUGCGAUCCAGCGCUUGCUCCACACGAGCUUUGGCUUCCAAGAAGUGCUCCGGAAAGAAUACCGCAAGGUGAUUUUGAUCGUGAUGGAGUUUUUGUACUCGCCCGUCGCCGAAGUGGGCCUCGCCGCCGCCCAGGUUCUCAACUGCAUGGUUGUCAACUACUCGAACGACAAGAACAGCGUCAAGAUGGAGCUGGCGAACCGGAAGGCCGUAUUCCACACGGAGAAGCGCGCCAACCUGUUUGUGAACCGCGUAUUUGACCCGACCGUCCAAACGUCCAACCUGUACGACGUCGACGUUGUCCCGAACCCGCUCAUGAACCGCGUGCUGAGCUCCACACUCAUCGGCCUCGACUUUCUCGUCCUCCACUCGAUUUUGACGACGAUGGAGGUGUGUCUUGCGUCGGGGAAGCGGUCGACACCGGAAAAAGUUCAUCGCGACUUGCUUAACGCGAUGCACAUUGACGACUUUGCCCACCAUCACACGUUGUUUACGCUGAAUCGGUCGCUUUCGUUUGGCAUUGCCAAGGCGUCGUCGAUUCUGGUCAAGGUCCACGUCCUCGAACAGCCAUCGGAGCUCGUCGAGCAGAUUCAGGACUUUGCGCGGACGCAAGGGGCUCUCCUCUGGCAGCUCUACUUGAGUCUCAGCGGCCACGACCAGAGCCAGCGUCGCAUUUCGUCGCAACUGGUCGCCCUCCUCACGCACGAAAACCCGCGGUCGUCCAACUUAAUCCGCAACAUCUUUCCGCAUGCCCUUCUCGGCGAUAUUCCGCCGGAAAAGUGCUCGUACGACGAGUUCGGUCGCCGGCUGCCAGUAUUGCUCCCGUCGUCGUCGGCUGCCCCGGCAAACAACGCAAUCAACACCAUCGCCCUGGCCCCGCUUUCGAAUGUGUCGGACCUGUCGGCCGUCCGCUUGACCGCUGCCGCGACAAUUCUUGCCGUGCCGGACAAACCUCACGACGCCACUACGUCAUUGCAGACCACAUUGGGCAAUGCCGACGGUACGGACAAGCCCGUCCUCGCCAGCGACAAGGUGCACGCUGGCGUCACGUCGCGGGCCCACGUGGUCGCCACUACCAAGUGCGUCGUGCUGUUGCCGGAUUUCUUCGAUAAGCUCCGCGCAGUGAUUGUCCAAAAGGACUUGAAGUGGGAUUCGCACAACUUGGCCGAGCUCCAGAAGCGCUUGAUCGACGAGCUGUCGGUGUUUGACCUGAACCGGCUCACCUACUUCUACUUUUUGCUGUCGAGUCCCACGGACCGCAAUGAAACAGCCCUCGAUACGUCCAUGGAGGGCGUUCGCCGCGACGCUGACGCGCUCUCGAGUGCAUUUCCGCCAGUGUUUGGCGGUGCCGCCGCCAACGCAUCCAAUGCCGCUUCCAUCGACCCAUUCGACAAGGACGACGAUGGCACCGACGACGCCGUAGCCAGCACUGCUGGCAGCCACGAAGCCGAGCAUAUUGUAGCGUCGCCCAAGCCGUUUUGGUUCCUCAACUGGAACGCAGACGAGUUUAUCGUCGACUUCACGUGCUUGGAGCACGAAGUCCGCGUCGGAGCGUACUACCUCAAGGCACUCUUCAACAGCCAAGGCGAUCUUGCAGAAGAUAUUGUCGACGUUGAAGCGUUCAUCACGUUGCUGUACUUCCGCGUGCUGGCCACGGACGACGAACCCGUGCGACUCUUGUGCAUCAAGACCAUGACGGCGCUGUACAACAAGUACCCGUCGGACAUCCGGUCGCUCGUAUUCCUCAAUCACUUUUUCCGAGUCGCGAUGCGAUCGCAGUGGUCACGCACGUUGCGCGGCCACGUCAUGCUGUUUGUCGAGCGAGUUUUGUCCAGUGCCGUGAAUGUGACGCGAUUCCUGCACGAAUCGACCAACUUGGAGCUUGUCCUGGCGCUGCUCCACGAAGUAAACGCUGUUGAAAACGAUGACGAAGCUACGAGCAUCGUCCAGACAUGCUUGAUUGUCCUCAUGAAGCUCGUGCACUGCCAAACGUCUGACCAAGAAGAACUCACAAAGACCGAAUACUUUUUGGGCAACCAGGCCACGACCACGAGUGCCGUGGGCCCCGUGAGUUGGAUCAAACGCUUGCUGGCCACCCAUUUGAAGUUUCUCGUGACGCUCUUGGACCAUCCGAACCGCGCCGUGUUUCGUAAAGUGAUUCACGUAUUUCACCUUUUGGUCCAGAACAACGAGUCGCUCGUCCCGUCGCUGCACACGACGGGGCUGUUUUACUACCUCUUGCGCAAUGCCCACACCGAAGACGAUAUGUUUGUCGUCGCCAACUUUCUCACGACCAUCCAUUUGCGCCAGCGGCCCGUACACAUUCCACCCGAGGAGCUGGCCAAGGUCCUGGAGCAUGCAAACCCGACGCCGUCGUUCACGCAACGAUGCAUGAAGAGCUGGUUGAUCAAAGUGUUGCCCGUGUCGCUCGUGGCGCAGCUGGUCCGCCACGGACCGAAAAAGUUUGCCAGCGCAUACUUUGCCACGACGAACGACCCAGAAACGCUCUGGAACGCCACGCUGCGGGACCAAAUGCUCGUGCAGGUUGACGAAUUCAUUGCCAAGCACACGGCCCAGGGCGAAUUCCACCUCGCGGUCACUGAAGAAGACACAUCGACGCCCCUGAUCGUGUACCCUGAAGAAGUGUACAAGCUGCAAGUGGAUCAGUACUACCUGCACAACCUCCUGGACGACGUGGCGUUCCCAAACUGGCCCAUCAACGACCCCACCGCGUUCCUCCGGGCCCUCAUGGACGCCGUGCAGUCGUGGGUGUAUCCGUCCCUGGCAAAGCUGUCGUCGUCCGAUAUCGUCAUGGUGUUUGACUCGAUCUCUCUGCUCUUCCGUCGGUUUUGGGCCACGCUCGAGCCCAAGUUGCACGAUCAUCUCAACUUUUCGCUCCUCCUGCUCGCACUCAAAAAGUGCAACGACAUGCCGACGCCGCAGUGGGACGUCUUCCUCAGCGCGCUCGCCGUCAUCACGACCGCAUGCAAGUCGAGCGCGAUCAUCAACUCGAUGAAGGACACCACCGUCGUGUCUGGGCUCCGUGUCAUGUACGAUGCCCUCGAACUCGCCCACAACCACCGCGGCAACGACCUCACCCCCACGCGGUUCCUCCUGCAAGCGUUUAACUCGAUCGUGCACCAGCCACUCGGCCGCGAUGGUCUGUCGUCAUCGCCGUCGCUCUCGAUCUUGCCGUUCCUCCAGCCGUACUUGGAACUCACGACACCGUCGCAGGAUCUGACGGCGCUGUCCCUUGAAAUCGUUCAGGGCAUGUCGCUCGGCUCCACCAAGUCGGACGAACUACUGGACGCCAUGGCCAAGCGCGGGGUGGUCUGGUACUUGGCCCCGAUCAUUGUCGACUCCCCUGGCCCCACGCGCACCCGGACGUUGGCGGUGGAAGCGCUCAAGGGCAUCCUGAAGCCGGAGAACGCGCCGGCACCAAGCGCGCGCGGCCGAAUGCAGCGCACGAUCGAUCAGAUCUUUACCCGGCCGCUGAUCGACCUCUUGUUGAGCCAGAGCGACCCGGACAUGUUCCUUCGUGUCGUGUCGCAUGACGUGAAGAAGCCGCACAUGAUGUGGACCGACUCGAUGCGCGCGCAGCUGCUGGCGCUGUCGACGGAAGCGCACUUGUCGUCCAGGGAGUUUGUCCUCCCCGACAAAUUCUUGUACGAUGCGCAGGACUCGGAGCUCCGCGUGGCCGACAUUUACGUCAACUUUUACAACAACGAUCCCGAGAGCGGCAUCACGGCGCUCAUCUCGUCCGGUCUCGCAGACGAACGCACGGGACGCGGCACGCAUGUCACCGACCAGCGCGAGAUCCGAAAGCGCGUGAUGGCCAACUUGUUGAGCUCGCUCUCCCACGACAUUGCCGGCGUUCGCGCCCGCCCCGACACCCUCGAGAAGACGAUGCAAGACCGCAUGCUCCCAGUCGUGACGGCUGUCCGCAACAUGCUGCAGUACACGGCGGAAAUGGAUAUCCAACUCGUCGACGUGGACGGGAUCGUGACGUUGUUUGCCGGCCUCGACCACGACGAAACCAAGAUUCGGUUCUCGACCGAGAAAGCGCCAUUGUUCCAGCUUCGUGUCAUGGAGUGCCUCCAUGUCGCGAUGUUCUCGCCCAAGUGCAUUGAAAAGAUCGCGGACAAGGUCCCGCUGUACGUGAAGAGCAUGUUUUCGACCGUGUACACCCACCUGCCCAAGCGAAAGGAGUCGGAUGAAGGACAGCUCGCCCGUGUUGCGCUUCAAGUGCUCGGCAACCUGUGCCUCGUCCCCACGUGCAUCGACAAGCUCGUCAGCGGCAUGGACCCCGCUUCGUUGGCCAAGACGCUGCCGCUCAUGUCUGCCGGCAACAACCACCAAGACGUCGAGCUUCUCUUGAACAUUCACACGACUGCGUUGAAGCGACACACAAACUUGUCGAUAAACUUUGCCAAAUCCCCCGCGAUGGGCCCGAUGGUGACGGCGUUGCUCAACCUGCUGUCGGCGCCGGACGCGAUUGCUGGCAACACAAAGGCGCCGAUCGCGCGCUUCCUCUCUGUCUUGUCCAUCAUCCCUGGCAACCAAGUGUCGGCGCCCCUCCGCGAUUCGAAAGUAUGGAAGGACUACACGGCAACACAUGUCGUGGGUGGUGACAAGUCCCAGGAUGCGUCGGCGGACGUGAAGAAGUGGCUGUCGCUACCGCUCGCCCCCGAGCUGCUCAAGUUCAAGUAUGCCAAUCCUCAAAAGAUCGGCAUCCAGCUCGCGUAG